UCUGUGAGACAGUGAGUUCACUUGGCUGGCAGAUAUGAAGAGGAACAAGCAGAUCGACAUUAAGGGUGCUCUAGCCCUCGCCAGCACCGCUUCCUGUAUUCUUGUGCCAGAGCCUGCAUCCUCCCCUUCCUCACCCUGUACCUCAGAUACCUGGGCCUCACUCCCUCCAUGAUGGGCCUUCUCAUGAGCACCAAGCAUCUCAUCUCCCUGGUCUGGAGCCCUCUGGCCAGCUUUCUGUCCAAACACUACAACAAGAGGAGGGCAGUGAUUACAGGGUCUCUGGUCUGUUCAGCAGGGGCAGCCCUCAUCCUCCUGCUUAUCCCAUCCACAGGCGUCGAGACGCUGACCAGUCACUGCAACAUCUCUCACCUCAGUGUGAGCUCCACUGAAGAGCUGAGUGACUAUGUGCGUGUUGUUGGCAGUGUAAUGUCUACCACCCACACUACCAUUGUGUCCCAGUCAGCAACACAUGAAUCUUCACCUACAGAGACAACCAUUGACACUGUCUUCCGCUGUUUCAAUGAGCAAAGCCACAACCUACACAUUUCAGCUGCAACAUUCCAACAAUGUGACUUCUCAGUGGUCACAAGUGAAUGUAUCUGUGGCCAACCACAGUAAAGGAGGGAAGAGAAAUGUCUUAGAGUCCCACCACGGUGCCUCCAAGACUUCACCCACAGUGAGGAGGGUUAGCAGGUUAGCAGAAAAGGAGAAGCAGAGGGAGAAGGAUGAGGCCCGCUUAGAGUUCCUGGGCAGCCUCAAAGUUAUGGACGUCCAGCACCAGCUCUUCUUCAUGCUCCUCAUCGUGGUGUCGAUAUGGGAGCUGAUGGCCGCCCCUCUGGAAUGGACAGUGGACGAUGGGCUCUAUGAGUAUUUGGAUUUUGUGGAUGCGUCUGAUCGCUAUAGUAGUACAGGGGUGUGGGGGUUGCUUGGGGCUGUGUGUGGGGUGAGUGGUGCAGGACUGCUGGUGAGCCACCUGGACUGCCUCAUUGGCUCACACACACCCAGGGAAGCUGUCCACUUCUACUCCUAUGCAGCUGUGACAACCCUGGCCGUGCCUGUGGUGGCCUUCCUGCCCCUCUACCUAAACAAGAAGCGUAGUCGCUCCCCUGGGCUCUUCAAAGCUUUACAGCUGGUGCGAGGGGACCUCUGUGCCCUGCUGUGUGCUGCCACUGCCUUCCUAAUGGGGCUGGCGGGGUCUGAGGUGGAUGACUUACUGCUGUGGCAGAUGCAGGAACAUGGGAGCAGCGAGCUGCACAUGGGCCUCUCUUUAGCCGUAGCGUUGCUCUCCCGGGCCGCCUUCCCUCUGCUGAGUGGCCGGGUGUCGAAGCUCCUGAGCCCAGGCAGGGUGCUGCUGGUUGGGACGGUCUGCCUGGCCCUGCAGUGCCUUUACUACUCCUUACUGUGGGGCCCAUGGGCUGCAAUACCUGUCCAGGUGCUGAGCUGCUUCAGCAGUGGCGCCCUCUGGUGGGCAGUGCAAGUGCAGUGCGAGGACGUGACCACGCCGGGCACAGAGAGGAGCGUGAGGAGGGUCUACCAGGCCCUCUCUCUGGACCUGGGGGCAGGGCUGGGCAGCAUGGCCAGGGGGUUUGUUGUCCACAGGUUUGGGGUAUCUGUGCUAUUCAGAGGGGUAGCGGUGAUGCUGCUCCUGUGGUGCCUGUUUCUACCCCUGCUCCAGUGGAAAGCCCCACCCCAACGCAGGAUCAACUACUCCCGCCUCCUCGCUUCUGACACCAGUGAAGUGAGCGAAUCCGAGUCGGAGCAGGAGACAGACUGGCUGGAGAAAGCCAUGGAGGAUGACGAGCAAUAAUAACAUGGGUUGGAGUAUAAAUCAUUAGACCUAAGGAACAAUAUGCAACAUAAUGGAAGGAUGACAGUAUCAAUUCUGCUCCUGGAGGAUUCCACCACCACUUACAGACAUGUCACUCUUAAUUUAGUCUGCCUUCUUGCUGCUCCACAAACUGCUAAGUGAAUCUGUCGCAGGCUGGUUUAAUUGAAAACCCAGUAUUGCUUUUUAAUUCUCUUUACUGCAGAUUUAUUCAUUUAGUGCUAAUGCUCUAGCACUCCCCACCUGCCCAGAAGGCGUUUAGCCUUCUUCAGUUAAACUAAACACAUGGACUGCAAGCCUCACUAUUGCACUGGUGGUAGAUCCACUGUGAAUGCAGAGUGAUGAUGAACUGUAAUUUGCAUAAGUUAUCAAGAAACUCUGGAUAGCAAAUAACGGAGAAGAAUUAGGUGUGGGCAGGUGACUCUGCGAGUGCUUAUGAGUGUUACUAUGGUCCACGUUAGGCAGCUUUACUGUCUGUAAUAUAAGGCCUCUUGAGUGCAGGUGUGGUCUUUGGGCGAGACAAAACCCUGGACUAACAGACUCCUCCUGUAUGUGUGGUUUAGCCUGCUCUCACAUGACAAUGAUACUUACUGUCUUGAGUCCACUGUGAAAAUGUUAUGUUUUGUUCACCUGUAGUAGAACUCACCCCUUGGGUCAGUUUCCUAACUAAACAUGAAGUGCCUCUUGUGUGGGGGAAGUAUUAGAAGCUAUCUGUGGUUGGUUGCUGAACUUGUAGGUUAGAUGGUGUUUGCUAAACCUGUAUUUCAAAGGAUGUUUGCCAAACUUGCCACAGGUGACAUGGCCCAUUUUGACCUGACUGUUAUUUCAGCAUAUCCGCCAGAGACACUAAUAUAGUUUAGCACCUCUCCCUGAAACCUUUGUCUAAUUUACAGUGCUUGGAGUGGAUAUAACAGUACAUUACAUACAGUGGUUGGAGUGGAUAUAACAGUACAUUACAUACAGUGGUUGGAGUGGAUAUAACAGUACAUUACAUACAGUGGUUGGAGUGGAUAUAACAGUACAUUACAUACAGUGGUUGGAGUGGAUAUAACAGUACAUUACAUACAGUGGUUGGAGUGGAUAUAACAGUACAUUACAUACAGUGGUUGGAGUGGAUAUAACAGUACAUUACAUACAGUGGUUGGAGUGGAUAUAACAGUACAUUACAUACAGUGGUUGGAGUGGAUAUAACAGUACAUUACAUACAGUGGUUGGAGUGGAUAUAACAGUACAUUACAUACAGUGGUUGGAGUGGAUAUAACAGUACAUUACAUACAGUGGUUGGAGUGGAUAUAACAGUACAUUACAUACAGUGGUUGGAGUGGAUAUAACAGUACAUUACAUACAGUGGUUGGAGUGGAUAUAACAGUACAUUACAUACAGUGGUUGGAGUGGAUAUAACAGUACAUUACAUACAGUGGUUGGAGUGGAUAUAACAGUACAUUACAUACAGUGGUUGGAGUGGAUAUAACAGUACAUUACAUACAGUGGUUGGAGUGGAUAUAACAGUACAUUACAUACAGUGGUUGGAGUGGAUAUAACAGUACAUUACAUACAGUGGUUGAUAUACAUGUCCAA
Messenger RNA from Oncorhynchus kisutch (coho salmon), 3403 nucleotides. RefSeq names its product major facilitator superfamily domain-containing protein 6-like. The record is from RefSeq and is a predicted model, not a curated record. The coding region runs from base 470 to 1807 and encodes 445 amino acids. Gene Ontology annotation, cellular component: membrane. The transcript has a single exon. Lineage: Eukaryota; Metazoa; Chordata; Actinopteri; Salmoniformes; Salmonidae.